This is a messenger RNA of Fundulus heteroclitus (mummichog), 1252 nucleotides long. Its product is annotated as metabotropic glutamate receptor 7-like. NCBI's taxonomy places the organism in Eukaryota, Metazoa, Chordata, Actinopteri, Cyprinodontiformes, Fundulidae. Gene Ontology annotation, molecular function: group III metabotropic glutamate receptor activity. The coding region runs from base 89 to 424 and encodes 111 amino acids. Gene Ontology annotation, cellular component: membrane. The transcript is spliced from 2 exons. The record is from RefSeq and is a predicted model, not a curated record. Gene Ontology annotation, biological process: G protein-coupled glutamate receptor signaling pathway; regulation of synaptic transmission, glutamatergic.
AAGAUUUAACUCUGAUACAUCCAACUACCUCUAAAAGCAGCUAUUCAAAUGUUACAAACUUCACUAAGCAGUACCAGGUAUUUUGUUUAUGUAUGCUACUCUUGUCUGUUCUUCCUUCCAGCUGUACAUUCAGACAACCACCCUGACCGUCUCCAUGAACCUCAGUGCCUCAGUCGCGCUGGGCAUGCUCUACAUGCCCAAGGUGUACAUCAUUAUCUUCCACCCUGAGCUGAACGUGCAGAAGAGGAAGCGUAGCUUCAAGGCUGUGGUCACCGCUGCCACAAUGUCAUCCCGUCUGUCCCAGAAACCCAGUGAGCGGCCCAACGGCGAGGCUAAGACUGAGCUUUGUGAGAACCCUGCUGCUGACCCCAUGAGUCAAGCAACAAAGAAAACAUAUGUGAGUUACAACAACCUCAGGAUCUGAUCUCCUUAGAAACGAGCACUUUGUCCUUUGUUUGUGAUCGGGGGAAAAAAAAAAAAAAAGCAAAGGAAGGAAGAAAGACAGAGAGAGCGCGGGCAUCCCAGCACCACCUGCAGUACCUAUGCACUCCAGGACUGUGGAUAGCAUCCAACCUUCAUUCAGACAUGAUGCAUGAGUCCUAACAGAUGCGAACAGAGCUUUGGGCCUGUGUGACUGGGUCGGUCCCUCAGAAUCAAACCACAGGCUGUAAAACUUGCGACGUGGCCCUCUUCUCUUUGUCUGACGAGGAACAAGUUGCCUGCUGAAAAAAGGGGGUCACUGUGAAUGAGGAUAAACACAAAAACACAGACCGUGAAUCUGCUUGAAGAAAUUUUCUUUUCAAAUGUCAUUAAAGCCAUAUUCUCUUUGGGGUGACCAUUAUCAGAUUUUUUUUGUUUUGUUUUUGUUUUUGUUUUGUAUUGUUUGAGUGAUUUUCUUCUGUGCCUCUUUUUCUCUUGGAGUUGAUUUCAUUACCUUGAACAGCGAGCUCUGCCACACACAGCAUUUUGUUUCGACAACUUCAACUCCACUCAGUCCCAGAUUGUUUUUAACCGAGUGAUGGGCAUUGUGAGUAUAUAUUUUUUUGUAAAUAUUUGAGAGUAUUUUCAUGUUUGAAGAACACCGAAAUAGAUAUCGAGUCUUUGUUCAGUUGGAUUUGGAUGGUAACUAAAAGCACCACAAAGUGUCCACUUUGCAUGUGCCAAUGUAUGUCUGUUCUAUUUGAUGUAAACUAAACAAACAACAACAAAAAAAAGAAUCAUAAGAGAAAUAAAUUCAGAAAAUGAUGAUGAG